CCAGCCCCGCGUGACUGCAUGCAUCCACGAUACGGAGAUGCUGCAGCGUCUGCGCUCCUCCCUGUGUCGGGUGCUCGCCCGUGGCUCAGCAUUCGGACCUCCAGGGCUCGCCACGCGGAACAGCAGCCCCGGGCUUGUAGGAUUCGCCGUGCGCCACGUGUCGCCGCUGCGCCACGCAUUCCCACGCUCCCGCAGCUUCGUCAUGGCCUGCUUGUCCCGGGCAACAGCAGCCCUGGCCCGCCAGGACUGCAGUAAUGGAUGCCCAGCGCCCUUUGCUGGAGAAAGAGGACCAGAAGUGGCCGAGACUUUCAGGGCCAAAGACCUCAUCGUCACCCCAGCCACCGAGUUAAAGGAAAAGCCAGACCCCGACUCGCUGGUGUUUGGAACUGUGUUUACCGAUCACAUGCUGACGGUGGAGUGGUCCUCGGCGUCUGGAUGGGAGAAACCUCACAUUAAGCCCUUUGAAAACUUGUCUAUCCAUCCCGCCGCCUCAGCUUUGCACUACGGCGUGGAACUCUUUGAAGGCUUGAAGGCUUUUCGGGGAGUGGAUAACAAGAUCCGGUUGUUUCGACCAAACCUCAACAUGAAGAGAAUGUACCGAUCUGCCGUGAGGACCACUUUGCCGGUGUUUGACGAGGAGGAGCUUCUAGAAUGCAUUCUGCAGCUCAUCCAGAUCGACCAAGAGUGGGUCCCCUACUCCACCUCUGCCAGUCUCUACAUCCGUCCCACGUUUAUCGGAACCGAGCCGUCUCUUGGAAUCAAGAAGCCAUCCAAAGCCCAGCUCUUUGUGAUCCUGAGCCCUGUGGGAUCCUAUUUUUCUGGUGGAACAUUUAAUCCAGUGUCACUGUGGGCCAAUCCAAAAUAUGUCAGAGCCUGGGAAGGUGGAACUGGGGACUGCAAGAUGGGCGGCAAUUACGGGGCAUCGCUUUUGGCGCAGUGUGAGGCAGCGGAGAACGGCUGUCAGCAGGUCCUCUGGCUGUAUGGCAAGGACGACCAGAUAACUGAAGUGGGCACCAUGAAUCUGUUCCUCUACUGGAUAAAUGAAGAUGGAGAAGAAGAGCUGGCGACGCCUCCGCUAGAUGGCAUCAUUCUCCCAGGUGUGACGAGGCAGAGUAUCAUCGAGCUGGCACGGCAGUGGGGUGAGUUUAAGGUGUGCGAGAGGUACCUCACCAUGAAUGAUCUGACCACCGCCCUGGCGGGGAACAGAGUGAAGGAGAUGUUCGGUUCAGGGACGGCCGGCAUUGUCUGUCCAAUCUCAGGAGUUCUGUACAAAGGCCAGAUGCUGCACAUCCCAACAAUGGAGAAUGGGCCCAAGCUUGCAAGCCGCAUCUUGGAAAAGUUGACCGAUAUCCAGUACGGAAGGGAAGAGAGUGACUGGACCAUCGUGUUACCCUGAUGGAAAAUCUCAGUGGGUCGGUGGUGUGCCACAGAAGACAGACCUCUGCCCCGAACCGUGACCGCCUGUUUAGUUUUGUAUGUUAGAGCUGCAGUGUUCGUGUGUUACCGAGUUGAGGUUUCUCCUUGAGCCACAGGAAGCUGUUGGUACAGAUGUCACCCGUAAACGCGGUAGCGACUGCUUAUUGUCGCUUUCUCUACCGGAGCUUUCUCUGAGAAGAUAUGGAUGCCUCCCUUUGUCCUGCACAAGAUCCAAGUGUCUGUUCGUUAGCAGAAGGUAGCGUUCCUCCAACCAAUGAGAUGUCUGUCUGUGUGGAAGGACAACUGAGGACAUUUCACAGGUGGUGUCCCUCUGGCUCGUGGGUAGCCUGGGGAACACUCAGAGCACGGCCUUCUGUUAUUGUUGCCUGGUGAGGUUUUUGGGUUUUGUUGAGAGUUGAACUCCCUAGGUAGCCCUGGCUGGCCUGGUAUUCCCUGAUGUCUGCCCAGGCUGAUCUCAGACUCAACCCAGUCCUCCUGCCUCCACCUUCUGAAGCCGGGUGACGGCUGGGCACUGUCAUGUCUUGAUUUGUUUUUUGUUUUUUUGAGUCAAAAAUGUAGUCACCUGGAUUUCUUCCCUCCGUGCUUUUGUAGGUCCUUAAGUCCAAGCUAAGGAGGAACUGCCCCUCCUCGGUAUCAUGGUCUGUGUAGUUUCACCUGGGGUCUCUGAGGCUCAAGCUCAUUGCCCCCACCGCCUUUUAUAUAGUAUUAUAACUGCCUGCUCACCGUGCUGCUAUGGGCUGGGGCCCUAUGCCUUCUAGGUGGUUGUAUCCUCAAAGCCCAGCACAUGGUAGGUAGGUGUUCCGUAUGUAUUUACUAUAAAAAGAAGCACAGACAUAUACUUCCUGUCUCCAUGCUGGAACCCUUUUGGAAGCCAUCCCCGAUUCUGGAAGCACACCGCAGUAUCACCUCACACUGUCCUUCUUGCCCACUGACUCCUACAUCAUGGUCGGUUGGGAGAAUUAUCUUACUGUUUAAGGUUAUCUUGGAACUGAAGUGAUUGCCCCAGACAGAAUUCAUGAAAAAGUGCCAACCACAUGAAAAUUACAAUGCUGUACAUUCAGUAUUAAAUGCCAAACAGAAGGGUAGGUAGGGAGAUGCUCUAGGUUUUGAUCUUCAUCUAUAUUUUGUGCCAUUCUCUUGGGUGAGCAUUAAUGAGCCACCUGGCUGGGUAGCAGAAUAAUUCCAGACAGUGUUUUCCGUGUUUAGGGACUGUGAGUGGAAAGGUCUUUCAUUUCCCGUUUUACCCAGGAGAGAGUCCUUCGCAGUCUGCACACUGCUACUCCAGUUCCUUGGGGAAGGGCAGCAGAUUUGGAAAUUGUGGAGCUUACAGCUAAUAUGUGCACCAUGUUCCCACUCCCUAUGGCUGGUUUCACAGGGGCCUGGCAGUUACCCACAGGAUUGAUAACAGGAUGGAGAUAACUCUUAGUUCCCAUGGCUCUCGUACCUUUUUCACAAAUGCAGGGCUUCUUUCCGUUCUCCACAGAUUAAAAUCACGUCUCCAAGAAGACCUGAGGUGAUGAGGCAGGAGGAUUUCUGUGAGUUCUGGGCCAGUCUGAGCUACAGACUGAGUCCCAGUAUAACCCGGACUACAGGCUGACCCCCUCUUUCUAUCUAAUGUAAUUAAUAAGCUCCAGACACUAAGAAGGCUGAGGUAGGAGGCUGUGAACUCAAUCUCCAUUCAGUCCUGGAAGCAUACCAAGACCAUCUGAAGGUUAAACUAGUCAGCUUCCGUAUCCUCUGCACACCCAUAGAUCUUUCUCUGUUGACGUCCGGUCAGGAAUGCUCCCACGCAUGUCUGGGCAGCCAUAGCUACACAGAGGAAGCCUGAGUUACACAGGCCCAGGAUUUGUGCUCCAUUGCCACCACACCUGAUGGUGGUGUUGCGGAGAGCAAAUAGUACUGCAAGUUUUGAUAUCGGAGAUUAUGGGAGGGAACAGCUGAACAACAGUGUCUCAGCAUCAGCACAGGGUCCACAUCACUGCAAGGCCCAGCAUCUUUCUUAAGCAGACAGAAAGAAAGAGGCAUUGUGAGCAAGGCUCAGCUUUCAGGGAACAUGGUCAGAAGGCCUUGAAGGGACUUAAAGGGACGGUAGUAUAAAGAUGGUGACAGGGAGGACACUGGGUGAAGGAAAUUUUCCUUCUUUGAAGGGUUUAUAGAAGCACAAUGACGCACUCAGAGGUGGCUUGGUUGUGCCACGGCCGUCUUGAGUGCAGCGCUCUAUGUUUGUGUUAAGAAGCCAAGGUGGUUGUAUUCUGCAACAGAUAAAUUCCUCAUUGUUGGCAGGUUCUUCAGAUCUGUGAUUAUGCACACUUUGCUGCUGUCAAUAAAACAACUGAAAAACA
This is a messenger RNA of Myodes glareolus (Bank vole), 3779 nucleotides long. It is a transcript of the gene Bcat1, whose product is annotated as branched chain amino acid transaminase 1. Gene Ontology annotation, molecular function: branched-chain-amino-acid:2-oxoglutarate transaminase activity. Lineage: Eukaryota; Metazoa; Chordata; Mammalia; Rodentia; Cricetidae. The record is from RefSeq and is a predicted model, not a curated record. Gene Ontology annotation, cellular component: mitochondrion. Gene Ontology annotation, biological process: L-leucine biosynthetic process; L-valine biosynthetic process.